This is a messenger RNA of Williopsis jadinii, 1135 nucleotides long. RefSeq names its product RNA polymerase specificity factor (gene MTF1). The transcript is spliced from 2 exons. Gene Ontology annotation, cellular component: mitochondrial matrix; mitochondrial DNA-directed RNA polymerase complex. Gene Ontology annotation, molecular function: mitochondrial transcription factor activity. Gene Ontology annotation, biological process: transcription initiation at mitochondrial promoter. The annotation marks the transcript as partial. NCBI's taxonomy places the organism in Eukaryota, Fungi, Ascomycota, Saccharomycetes, Phaffomycetales, Wickerhamomycetaceae. The record is from RefSeq and is a predicted model, not a curated record.
CAUGCCGUUGAAGCUCCCGGUGCCUGUUCCCUCGCUGAAGAACUAUCACCAUGUUUCACUUUUGAAGAGCCCGCAGUUGGCAGACAGGAUUAUGGCUAAACUGAGGUACGAUAAGAUCUAUAACGACCAGCUACAGAUACUGGACGUAUACUCAUCGAAUUUGGUCUUCUCACUCACGCUGAACAACUAUCUGUCUCCCAAGCAGCACAUUCUCAUGGAGGACAGACCUGAAUAUGUCAAGUACAUCAGGUCGUACUUUGAAAAGCUUCCGGAUCCGGCGUCCACCACGUUUGAACACGUCCAGAGCGACCCAUACAACUGGCAGUCCUAUCUAGACUUGACCCAAUUGCAGCCAGGGUUCGAAAAAAGAGACCAUAUCCACUCAAAGUUCCUCUUUACCGGGUUAUGCCAUCUUGAAGGUUUGGUGAUGCAAUGGAUGGCAUGCAUGGGCAAUCAAAACUGGAUCCAGAAGUUUGGUAACGUACGGAUGCUCUUGUGGAUACCACAGCCCACGGCUCUGAAGAUCAUGGCUCCUGCAAACACUCGUGAAAGGAACAAGUGUUCCAUCGUAAGAGAAGCAUUCAGUGACUCAAGAGUGAUUGCCAUGCCACGAAACAAGCUGUGCAACUCGUUCCAGGACGAUGUCAUGGAUGAGUGCAUCAUCUUCGAGGAGGAUGACUUUUCAAAUCCGGUUCACCCAAUGGCUCUUGUGGAGUUCCAGCCGAAGGACAACGACAUUGAGGAUAUGUUCACAUGGGACUUCAUCACCAAGAACAUGAUGAUCCUCAAGACCAAACCUGUGAGUGAAAGUGUAAAGAACCUGGGCCCAGGAGCAGAGGAAUGGUUCAAAAGCUCUCUACCAGCGGACUUACUCAAACGUAAGGUGAAUAGCCUCGAAGCCCACGAUUUCAAAGUGAUUUUGGAUAAGUUCGAAGAAUGGCCGUUCAAGCCAGAAACCACUAUCGAGUUCAUAUCAGAUGAUAGAUCAUAGAGACGUUCGACGCUGGAAGGCAUCUGAACAGUUGACUUGUAUAUAAUGAGCAAAAUGAAACCACUGUGUAUACCGUUUGAUUAUAACUGUGGUCGCUCUAUACGUACGUUGUUAUAAUAUAAUUAUAAUAAUUAUAUAAUCGGU